GGUGGUGCAGCAAGCAUCUCCAACGCGCUGGCCAGUCAGCCACCCCUGCUGUCUUUUCAGCAUCAACAGCAAAUCAUCGACCUGAAAGUGGCCGCCUGCAGGGUCCUUUCUACCACGCACUACAUCGACUCGCAAAAGUCCUCCACGCUAGCCGCACUCUUCAAAGGCAUCUGUUCGGACUCACCAGCCAUUCAUAAGAUAGCCUUUGAGUGCAUCCGUGAGUUUGUCAGCCACACCACCAUCGAUUUGGAGCUGCGACAUACCUAUGUCAAGCCUAUUUUACAAAAUAUUCGUCAGGUGGCCAACUUGCGUCUUUCCACUAUUCGCCAGUUAGCCUACUGCGCCGAACUGUUUCCCAGCACCUUUAGUGAACGUUUUUGUGACGCUAUUCACUGUCACUUGAAUGCUUUCGUCGAAUUGAUUUCCAAUCGCCCAGAGGCGGUUUCGAAGUUUGGUGCGUCUCAACAGCCCGUCGAACUGGCAUCGUCAUUGAUCGACCUUUAUCAUCUAAUUCCCCUGGCGACGGAAAAAUACGUUGGCAUUCUGAUUGGCCAAGUUAUUCGAAUGGAACAGCUUCUCAAUAUCGAGCUUACCAGUCCCCUGCGUCUACCCCUCGUGCGUUUUCUGGUACGGUACCCGGAAGAGACCUUCCGUCAGUUCCUACACGGAUCAAUAUGGCCUUAUGAUGCUCAUGCCCAUCGUCUGUUAUUGUUCGCUGUGACAUGCAGUGAGGGUCUUCCGCUUGUUACUUACCUUGAGUCACACGUUGGACUUCUUGCCGAUGUUUUGAAAAUCUCUGACACGGAUUCAAGUCUGAGUGAAGCUCAGAUUCUGAUAGACUCACAAGUAGUCUUCUUUCCGCAGUUACUCAGAGUGCAACCCAACUUGUUUCAUACAAAGGCGGGGAGCCCAAAACCUGAUAUUUCAUUUGUGAGUAACGGCGUCGGUGAAGCUCGAUUUAGACUGCCGGAUUCUCCUCCGACUGCAAGAAUUGGCACACUUUUGGAGAAGAUGUUUUCGGAUGUGGUUUUUGCAAACUCUGGUAUAAUGCACACACACAGAACCGUAGAUUAUGCGCAACGCGACAACGCGCCCACACCAAAUCUGCACUAUUUCAAAAUAGUCAACUAUGGUAUUUAA
Molecule: messenger RNA, 1140 nt
Organism: Dibothriocephalus latus
Lineage: Eukaryota; Metazoa; Platyhelminthes; Cestoda; Diphyllobothriidea; Diphyllobothriidae
Source: the annotation of a GenBank genome assembly